AUGACUCACAUGCUUUGGCUGUACUGCUUCGUGUUUCUUAUGCCCACAGAGUCUUGCAGGAUGUUAUGCCAGGUUGCCAACAAAAGCAAGGAGAAGAUCUCUGCCAGGCCACAUGGUGUAUGUGAUGGUGUCUGUGUAGACAAUUCCCACUGUAGCCAACCUUGCCCUCCUGACACUCAGGGGAAUAUGGGGUUUUUAUGCAGGCAAAAGAAAUGGUACAAGAUCACUGAAACCUGCCGGACUCUUAAUGCCUUCAACAUCUUUGAGACAAAUUCCUAUUCGGGUCAGCCAUUCGGAGGAAAUACAAUAGAAAAAGAGCAUGCCAGAAAGUCUGAGACCAUCACAGACAUGCUGAUGCAAAAGUGUCCGGAGGAUUUGUCCUGUGUACUCAGGAACAUUCAGCGGUCUCCCCGGAUCCCGGGAAACAUCGCUGUCAUCGUGCAGCUCCUACACAACAUAUCCACGGUGCUAUUGACGGGUGUUGAUGAGGCGAAGAUGAAGAGUUACAGCGUCAUGGCCAACCACAUUCUUAACAGCAAGAGCAUCUCAAACUGGACCUUCAUCCCCGAAAGAAACAGCAGCUGUGUCUUGCUACACUCGGUCAAUUCCUUUGCAAGAAAGCUAUUUAUAAGUAAGUAUCCCAUUGACAUAUCAGACGUCUUCAUUCAUACUACGGGCACCACCAUAUCCCGAGACAACGCUGGCAAGAAUUUCACUUUUUCAAUGAGAAUUAAUGACACAGGCCGUGAGGUCACCGGGCAGGUGCUGAUCGGUAGAGAUGAACUUCAGAACGUGCCCGCUCCUUCCCAGGCCGUCAGCAUUGCAUUUCCGACUCUUGGGGCCAUCCUAGAGGCCAGUCUUUUGGAGAAUGUCACCGUCAAUGGGCUUGUCUUGUCUGUCAUUUUGCCCAAGGAACUGAAAAGAAUCUCGCUGAUUUUUGAAAAGAUCAGCAAGUCGGAGGAGAGGAGGACCCAGUGUGUUGGCUGGCACUCCCUGGAGAGCAGAUGGGACCAGCAGGCCUGUCAAAUAAUUCAAGAAAACUCCCAGCAAGCUGUUUGCAAAUGUAGGCCAAGCAAGUUGUUUACCUCCUUCUCCAUUCUUAUGUCACCCCACAUCUUGGAGAGCCCGAUCCUGAUUCAUAUCACGUACAUAGGCCUGGGCAUCUCGAUUUGCAGCUUGAUCCUUUGCUUGAUCAUCGAGGCCUUGGUCUGGGGCCAAGUGACGAAGACAGAGAUCUCAUACUUACGCCACGUGUGCAUCGCCAACAUCGCGGCCACCUUGCUGAUGGCUGACGUGUGGUUCAUUGUGGCUUCCUAUCUCAGUGGUCCUGUGACACACCACAAUGGGUGUGUGGCAGCAACAUUUUUUGUUCAUUUCUUUUACCUUUCUGUGUUUUUCUGGAUGCUUGCCAAGGCACUCCUUAUCCUCUAUGGAAUCCUGAUUAUUUUCCGUACACUGCCCAAAUCAGUCCUGGUGGCUGCUCUCUUUUCAGUCGGCUACGGGUGCCCUUUGCUCAUUGCUGCUGUUACGGUUGCUGCCACUGAGCCCAGCAAAGGCUACCUACGACCUGAGGCCUGCUGGCUCAACUGGGACAUGACCAAGGCCCUCCUGGCCUUCGUGGUCCCAGCCCUGGCCAUCGUGGUCGUAAACCUGAUCACGGUCACACUGGUGAUUGUCAAGACCCAGCGCGCUGCCAUUGGCAGUUCCAUGUUCCAAGAGGUGAGAGCCAUUGUGAGAAUCAGUAAGAAUAUCGCCAUCCUGACACCGCUGCUGGGGCUGACCUGGGGAUUCGGGAUAGCCACUGUCAUCGAUGACAGCAUCCUGGCCUUCCACAUUAUCUUCUCCUUGCUCAAUGCGUUCCAGGGCUUCUUCAUCUUGGUGUUUGGAACAAUCCUGGAUCCCAAGAUAAGAGAAGCUUUGAAGAGUCGAGUAACUUCUGCAAAAUGGGUCUCCAGAAUAUCUGAGGUAAAGCCUUCAUACUCGUUAUUGCAUGUGGAGGGUUCCUAA
This is a messenger RNA of Mirounga angustirostris (Northern elephant seal), 2007 nucleotides long. RefSeq names its product putative adhesion G protein-coupled receptor F2P. Gene Ontology annotation, cellular component: membrane. Lineage: Eukaryota; Metazoa; Chordata; Mammalia; Carnivora; Phocidae. Gene Ontology annotation, molecular function: G protein-coupled receptor activity. Gene Ontology annotation, biological process: cell surface receptor signaling pathway; adenylate cyclase-activating G protein-coupled receptor signaling pathway. The transcript has 7 exons. The coding region runs from base 1 to 2007 and encodes 668 amino acids. The record is from RefSeq and is a predicted model, not a curated record.